AUGAAUAAGCGGUUCGACCCGGUAUGUUUUGCUUGUGGUAAACGAGGUCACGUCAAAGGAGCUGACAUAUGUCCGGCACGAGCUGCUACGUGUUUGAAGUGUAGAGGACCAGGGCAUUUCGCUAGACAAUGUCUAAAACGUGCGAACAAUGAAGUUAGAGCAGAAGCAGCACCAAAACGUAUUCGAGCUAUUCAUGAGGAUGUUGAACAGGAAAAUGAUGAAAAAUACAUUUUCUAUGCGAUGGGAAAGAACACAUUUUUGUUCAAAGUCGGUGGCAUAAAUAUACCGACGAUCAUUGAUUCGGGAGCAGCGGCCAACAUCAUUAGUCAGAAAACGUGGAAUCAUAUGAAACAAAUGAAAGUUUCUGUUUGGGAUAUGUCUACUGAGGCGGACAGAAACUUCACGUGCUAUGCAUCAAACGUACCCAUGGAGAUAACGGGAACGUUUAUGGCAACAGUAGAAGGCGGAGGAAAAAAAAUUGAUGCCAAGUUCUAUGUCGCCAAGGAUGGCCAACAGUGCCUUUUGGGAGAACAGACGGCUAAAUCGCUGCAGGUUUUGAAGCCUGUUCAACAAGCAUUCCGAGGUGCUCCAUACGCUCUAGAAGACAAAGUAAACGAGAAACUUGAAACAUUGCUUGUACAAGGAAUCAUAGAACGGGUUUCUGGACCAUCACCUUGGGUUUCACCAAUGGUUCCGGUUUUAAAGGAGUCAGGCGAUAUUCGACUGUGCAUUGACAUGCGUCGAGCAAAUCAGGCUGUAAUACGGGAGACACAUCCACUUCCUUUAGUAGACGAAUUACUCGGAUCGGUAAAUGGUGCUACGACUUUUUCUAAAGUGGACAUCAAAGAUGCGUAUCACCAAUUGGAAAUUUCGGAAAGAUCUCGUCCCAUUACCACAUUCAUUACAAAAAGCGGCUUGUUCAGAUAUAAAAGGCUAAUGUUUGGUGUGAGCUGUGCCCCAGAGAUUUUCCAGAAAACGAUGGAGACGAUUCUGGCGGGUCUAGAAGGGAUCAUAGUGUAUCUGGAUGACAUAGUUGUGUUUGGAUCUUCAAAACAGGAACACGAUAAUCGAUUACAAACCCUCCUCAAGCGUUUGGAGGAAUACGGAGUUUUAUUGAAUCAUCAGAAAUGCAUAUAUGGAGUAAGCGAGUUGGAAUUUUUGGGUCACGUCUUGAGUAAAAAAGGAGUAAGUCCCACAGAAAGUCGCAUGAAAGCUAUACAAAGUUUUAGGGAACCGAGGACAGUCGCUGAAUUAAGAAGUUUUCUUGACCUUAUUACCUACGUCGGUCGCUUCAUUCCACAUCUCGCUUCGAAAACGGCACCUCUACGAUCUCUUUUUCGAACUGGUUCGGUGUUUAAAUGGCAAAAUCAACAACAUAGGGCUUUUGAAUCAAUCAAGGAGGCAGUUAGCGAUGUUAGCUAUUUAGGAUUUUUUGAUAAGAAAGACAAAACUAAGCUGAUUGUUGAUGCAAGUCCUGAAGGGUUAGGAGCUGUUCUGCUACAAGUAAAUGAGGACGGACAACACAGAAUUAUAGCUUUUGCAAGUAAAGCACUUAGUGAAUUAGAACAGAAAUAUUUUCAAACCGAACGUGAGGCUUUAGCCAUAGUAUGGGGUGUAGAGAGGUUCAGCUUAUACUUGCUGGGAACCAAAUUUCAACUUAUAACUGACUGUAAGGCCCUGAAAUUCUUAUUCAACGCUCGAUCUAGACUGUGCCCAAGGAUUGAACGUUGGGUAUUGCGAAUUCAAUCAUUCAAUUAUGAAAUUAUUUACGAACCUGGAGCAACGAAUCUGGCAGAUGCGCUAUCCCGGCUAUCUGUUGCAACAGCUAAACCAUUCGACAAAUCAGUGGAAUCCUACAUUCAUCAACUAGUUGAUUUUGCAGUUCCUGAAGCUGUGACUCUGGACAAAGUUACCGCAGAAACAAAGGAGGACGCGACGUUGCAAGAUGUAAUAAGAGCCUUACAGACUGGUUGCUGGACAGAGACGACUAAAGGUUUCAAUUGUUUCAAAACAGAAUUACACGCAGCCAAAGGGGUGUUAAUGAGAGACGAUCGCCUAGUUAUUCCCGAGAAACUACGUCAACAAGUGCUAACCUGUGCUCAUGAAGGCCAUCCGGGAAUGAGUGUUAUGAAACGUCGUCUUAGACAAAAAGUUUGGUGGCCAAAGAUGGACGAACAGGUGGAAAAGUUCGUAAAGAGCUGCGGUUCAUGUACGCUAGUUUCCGCUAUCAGUCCUCCUGAACCAAUGCUCAGGACCAAGAUGCCAGACAAGCCCUGGUCAGAUGUAGCGAUUGAUUUCUUGGGACCAUUACCAUCAGGACAUUAUCUUCUUGUUUUAGUAGACUAUUUUAGUCGAUUCACUGAAGUAAUCAUAAUGAAACAAACAACUACAGACCUUACUGUGCAAGCUCUGUUCGAGACAUUUAGUCGUUUUGGGGUGCCCGAAACCUUACGAUCUGAUAAUGGACCACAGUUCAUAAGUGAACCAUUCAAAGCAUUUUGCCAGGAGUUCGGUAUAGAGCAUCAGAAGAUAAUACCAUAUUGGCCACAGGCCAAUGGUGAAGUGGAACGCAUGAAUAACACCAUUCUAAAACGUCUCCGUAUAAGCCAGGAGGAGAAUCGGUCAAAGUGGAAAUGGGAUUUACGAAGCUUCUUGCUGAUGUACAACUCGACGCCACAUUCGACAUCAGGUAUUGCGCCAUCGGCUCUUAUGUUUGGCAGAGUAUUGCGAGAUAAAUUACCAAGUGUCCACAGUCGAUUAGGACGUUUAACGGAAGCUAUCCAAGAUCAAGAUUGGGAAAGAAAAAUUAGAACAGCUGGAGUGACAGACAUCCGAAGGCAGGCAAGAUCAAGCGAUCUUGUAGAAGGUGAUAUUGUGGUGGCUAAACGCAUUGUUAAGGAGAACAAGCUAUCCAGCAAUUACGCGCCUGAGAAGUUUGAAAUCGUGAAAAGGAUGAUCAGAUGUGAAAAUUCGCUCAAAAGUCACGGGGAAAAUAUAUCGUAG
Molecule: messenger RNA, 3003 nt
Organism: Topomyia yanbarensis
Lineage: Eukaryota; Metazoa; Arthropoda; Insecta; Diptera; Culicidae
Exons: 3
Coding region: 1-3003 (1000 amino acids)
Biological process (GO): DNA integration
Molecular function (GO): zinc ion binding; nucleic acid binding
Source: RefSeq, a predicted model, not a curated record